Vitrella brassicaformis is the source of this 2100-nucleotide messenger RNA. NCBI's taxonomy places the organism in Eukaryota, Vitrellaceae. The record is from the annotation of a GenBank genome assembly.
UUUUCCUCCUGGCUGUGAGAAGGAAUGAAGAGCCGCCACCGAUGAAGAGCCGCCACCGCCUCUCUGCCAGCGCAACGCCCGCACCAUCUUGCCCGGCAACCAUGCGACGAUGCAGAUCAAGACGGCACUGUGCACAGCGCUCGAUGCCGUACCUGCAUCUACUGAGGAGCAUGCUGCUUCUCGCAGUCCUCCCCCUCAUCCAGACGCUCGCUUUCGUUCUGCGGCCUGCAAGCCGGUUUGUCUUGCGAAGGCCGGCAGCAUUUGAUCUCUCGUCAAGGCGGCCAUCGCCAUCCCUGCCUGUCCGUCGGGGUCCAUCGAGGCGGCCGGCGGUGACGAUGGUGUUUGAUUCGAUAACGUCCAAGAUCACGGGCAUUCUGGACACCAUUCGCGGCGCCGACAAGCUGACGGCCGAGAACAUCGAGGAGGCUGUGCAGGAGAUGCGCAAAGUGCUGCUCGACGCGGACGUCAACUUCCAGGUGAGAUGGAUGAGAGAGAGCUUUCAGUCGCCGCACACACAUGGACGGAUGGAUGGAUGGAUGGAUGGAUCUCUUCCUUCCUGUUUGGCAGGUGGCCAAUUCUCUGGUCAAGGCCGUGAAGGAGAAGGCGGUAGGCGAGCGGCGCAUCGACAAUGUCAACCCAUCCCAGCAGUUCGUCAAGAUCCUCUACGACGAGCUCGUCGACAUCAUGGGCGGCGACGAGGCGCCCAUCGCCACCUCAGCCACCGACCAGCCUACCGUCCUUCUGCUGGCAGGGCUGCAGGGAGCCGGCAAGACUACUGCCGCAGCCAAGCUCGCCCUCUACCUGCAGACGCCCCAGACGAGACUUGACGCGAGCGGAGAUGCGGAGGGGGGCGAGGGGGAGGGGGGAAAGGGCACCAUGACUAAGCCGCGGAAGGUGCUGCUGGUGGCUGCUGACGUGUAUCGCCCGGCUGCUAUCGAUCAGCUGCAGAUACUGGGCGAGAGAGUUGGGUGUGAGGUCUUCACGAUGGGGCAGGAUGUCGACCCUGUGGACAUUGUCAAACAGGGAGUGGCAUACGCCAAGGAGCAGGUGCAGUGCAUGCCAAGAGGAACGAACAGCAGCACACACGCAUCCUCCCUCUUGUCGGUUCAGGGCUAUGACACGGUCAUUGUGGACACUGCCGGCCGGCAGGUGGUCGACGACGCCCUCAUGGCGGAGCUCAAGCGCAUCAAAGAGGCAGUGCCGCCAGACGAGGUGCUUCUGGUGGUCGACGCCAUGACCGGCCAGGAGGCGGCUUUGCUCACACAGACCUUCAACGAGCAGAUCGGCAUCAGUGGGGCCAUUUUGACCAAGCUGGAUGGCGACACGCGAGGCGGCUCGGCCUUGUCAGUGCGGGGUGUGUCUGGCAAGCCCAUCAAGUUCGUGGGUGUCGGCGAGGGCAUGGACAAGCUGGAGCCCUUCUACCCCAAACGCAUGGCCUCCCGCAUCAUCGGCAUGGGCGACGUCGUGUCGCUGGUCGAGAAGGCGCAGAAGCAGAUGAGCGAGCGGGACGCCCUGGAUCUGACCAAGAGGAUUCAGAAAGGGCAAUACGACUUCAACGACUUCAUGAAGCAGAGCGACAUGAUCAACAAGAUGGGCUCUGUGGGGCAGUUUCUGUCUUACAUUCCCGGCAUGAGCAACAUGGUCAGCCGUGACCAGAUCAAGACCAUGAGCAAGAAGUUCCGCAAGUACCGCACCUUCAUCGACGCCAUGACAGAGGAAGAGCGUGAGUCGCCCGAUCUCUUCACCAAGGAGAAGGGCGCGCAGCAGCGCAUGAGGCGGCUGGCUGACGAGACCGACGAGCCUAUAGAGGAGGUGCAGGGGUUUGUGCGGGACUUCAUGAAACAGCGUCGGCAGAUGAUGCUCAUGUCGCGGCAGAUGAUGGGCGGGGCGGACCUAGACAAGGCGGCGAGCGGCGACGAGACCGCUCUGCAGACAAUGCAGGAGGGGAACAGGAAGCAGAGGAGGGAGGCAGCAAGGAAGGCGGCCAAGAAGAAGAAGAAACUGACGGGGUUUGGAUGAGAUGAGUGAGGGCGGGACAGGCAUGCCCAUCCGGGGAGGAUGGGUGGAUGGACAGAUGCCCGCAUCGCAUGUGUGUGAGGC